GCAAGCAGCAUGUGUGCGGUAGGGUGAUCUGUGUUUUAAGUGAGUGAAAUUCUCGUUUUCGAAAAUGAAUGCGCACAAUCAAGGAUCCCAGCGCUUCGCGGACUAUUUUGUUAUUUGUGGACUGAAUUUGGAUUCAGGACUUGAACCAGACAAUUUUUCAGGAGACAACUUGCAAACUACGCCUUUGGAUCGUUCGUACAAAGCACAAGUACUUGCUCAUUACCCAGACAAUGUUCCUUGGAAUCCAUUUGAUGAAAAUGCUGUUUGCAUGUUGUGCCUGCCACACGGUCUCCAGUUCCGCACACAGAAACACUGCAUUGAGCCACACUUUCACAGCUUCAUUAUCACAAGAGAAGAUGGGAGUCACAGCUAUGGCUGUAGUUAUAUAUUUUAUGAGGAAGUUCGCAAUCGAAAAAUAUGUAGUGCCAUGCAAACAUUGCAGGCAAUGCACUUAACAGAAUUAUCAAGCAGUCAUCGUAUUCCACAAUCUCGCUCAAGAAGACAGGGUAGGCUAGCUGCUGAUGGCUCACACAAUACUCGUUCUCUUCCAAGACACUUCAAACUUUCAAUGCACCAUCCUGCAGCAGCCCAGAGCUACUAUGAAGCUGCAAAGGACACACUGUAUGCAUCCAAAAGCAUAGCUAUCAUCUCUCAGUUACCAUAUGUUCGUGCUACAAAACUUUUUCUGGAAGGACUGUACAGAUGUGCUGUGGAACCAAAUGCUUGUAGUGUGAGCCUAGAGAGCCAUGUGCACAACCUUCUAUUUGAGACUCCAUUACCACAGCCUGGUCGUAGUUUGCGUUUCUCCUGCCCAUACAGUGGUGACCCCAUUAUAGUACAACGACCGAGCUCUAUUGAGGAGUUGCCUCUGUUUGACCUGCCAAUUCGACAGCUGUUUGAACUUCUGGGAGUUGAAGGUGCUGUUCAGCUUUUCACUUGUGUGUUGCUGGAAAACCAGGUGCUUUUAUGUUCCUCAGAUUAUCAGAGGCUUAUGGUGGUAGCGGAAUCUGUAACAUGUCUGCUGUUUCCAUUCACCUGGCAGCAUGUCUAUGUGCCAAUUCUACCUGCAUCUCUGCAGCAUUUCUUGGAUGCUCCAGUUCCGUUUGUGAUGGGAUUACAUAGUGGUGAAGCACAACAACGAAUUGUAUCGGAACAACAGGGCAAUCUUUGCUUUGUCGAUAUUGAUCAGAGGAAGGUGCAGCUGCCUGAGGAACUUCCAAGCUUUCCACAAAGGCAAGAGUUUAUAGUGGAAUUAGUGGAAGUGCUGAAACAAUUCAGAGUGUCAGCAGGGACAUUAGAUUUAGCCAAUGUGUCUGGUGGUCAGGGUGAUAUCAUGACAUCAAGCUGCAUCCUUCCAUCUCAGUCGCAAAUCCAGCCACGCCGCAAGCACUCUUGGUCUCAUGAUUCAGAUUCUGGUGUAUCUGAUGGGUCACACUCAUCAUCAGGUUCACCUCAGUCUGAUGCACUCCAGAGAAUUGUUGCAAUUGUACGGAGCAAAGGUGUGGGAGUGGAUGAUAUUGUCGAUGGAAACCUUAAUAAUGACUGCCGUGAUCCAGAUUAUGAACUAAAUGAACAUCAACAGUACGUUGAAGACUUGCGGUUUAACAAUGCAGUCAGAGAAAUUUUUCUGAAUCGCUUUGUAAACAUUUUUUCGGCGUAUGAACAUUUUGUUAUUCCACCAAAUCAGGAUAAGGAACAGUGGUUAAGUGACAGGGAUUCCAUGCAAAACUUUGACAAAGCUACUUUCCUGGUUGAUCAGCCUGAACAACAUUUGCCCUUUCUUUCACGUUUCAUAGAAAGCCAGAUGUUUGCUACGUUAAUUGACAACAAGAUCAUGACCACUUGGAGUGAAGUGGACACCAAUCUUAGAGUAUUUGAUAGACGAAUAAGGCUUCUCAGGAAAAGGUUUGGAGAAGGUUUUGUGAGAACACCAGACUAUGAGCACUGCACUACGAUACAGGACUCUCAACUACUUCUAGAGAAGCGCCUAGCAAAUGUUGAUGUAGUGGUCUCUCCACCCCAGGAAAGUGUAACUUCGCGUGUGACUCCGAGCAGAAAUACUGGUGGUUUUCCACUCUUGGAUGCUUCGGUGCUCAAAGAGCCACCUCACAGGUUACGCAAACGAAUAACUAACACACCUAGAUGGCACCAGAAGGAACGGCAGCUAUCGAUUGAUGGGGAUCAAUCCAUGGACAGCAUGCGACCACCAAGAUUUGGCACAGAUUUAAGUCCUGCUCUUAUUGCUCAAACGAACUGGACCUUUGUUGAAAAACUUCUUAAGGAUUGUAAAAGCAAGACAAAGCGCAUGUUGGUGGAGAAGAUGGGAACAGAAGCUGUUGAACUUGGUCACGGUGAGGUCUCACUUGUAGGUGUUGAAGAAAACACGCUCAUUGCUAGCCUGUGUGACUUGCUAGAACGAAUAUGGUCACAUGGCUUACAGAAUAAACAGGGGAAGUCUGCCCUUUGGUCGCAUCUCACAAAUUACCAGGAGUUGGAGGAAUGCAACGAUACAUCAAAGCCAAUUGAUCCCAAUUUCCUCACACCAGACUUAUCAUCUAUGGCACUGGAAACAGAUCUGACUCCACCCCAGACCCGAAGUCGAGAUCGACAUAAAACAUCUGAGCCAGCGUCACCUAGUGAAAGGAAGAUAUUGGAGCAACCAAUGUUAAAACCUCUCCCUAUAUCCCUCACAUUUGAUAUGAGAAAUGUGCAAGCCAUGUCAGAUGUAAAAACACAUAUUGGCUAUGCAAGAGCAUGGGUGCGACUGUCUCUGGAGAAGAAGCUGCUCUCACGUCACUUGCGAACUCUCUUGUCAGAUACUGCUCUUCUGAGGAGCCUUUACAAGAGAUAUGCAUUUCUUCGUUGUGAAGAUGAGAAGGAACAGUUCCUAUGUCACCUCCUAACUCUGAAUGCAGUGGACUAUUUCUGCUUCACAAAUACAUAUACGAAUACUAAAAUGCCAUACCGUGUGGUGAUAUUCCCAUCUCGUAAAGCUAGUGCUUCCACUACUACAGCCAACGUAUGGGUAGCAGUCUCUGGGACGCUUGGAGAAACAUCACAUGUUCCUGUACCACGAGGUUCCUUGGAGUUUGUUUUUCAUCACAAGAACCUGGGCCUACUGACAACACUUCGUAUUGGGCAUGACAACAGUGGUCCAUCACCAAGAUGGAUGAUAGAACAUGUAGUAGUCAGGAAUGAAAUUGCAGGCCAUACAUAUAAGUUUCCAUGUGGUCGAUGGCUCGGUCGUGGCAUUGAUGAUGGCUCAACAGAAAGAUUAUUGGUAGGAGAACUGGUUCCCCGUCAUGUAGGGAGUGAGCAACUGGCAGAGACCUGCCGGACACCGCCUCGAUGCCGUAGUCCUUCAGUGCCAAGGCGUCCAUCAGAAACGCGGCCCUCUCCAGAAGAUAUACAACAGAUGCUUGGUGAUGCAGUGAACAGCAUAGUGAAGUAUUACUACCGCCGCAGAUAUGAGAAAGACCGUGGUAGGCUAACUCUGCUGUUGUGUGGAGAGAUGGGUCUUGUUUAUUGCCUUGAACAAGCAUUUUUAGUGGGUUUCAGAUCAGUUCGCUUGUUUGGAAGGAACUUGUAUCUCUGGGACUACUUUGUAAGAGCAAGAGAGAACCUCCAAGAACAAGUUCAUUUAGGAGAUGAGACAGUUCUGUGUUACUGCAACCUUGUGGACCAAGUAGAUAACUCCAGUCAGUCUCUUGGCAAGGAUGGAAAGUUUCAGCUUUUUAUAUGUCUGUGUGCAAGGGAACACCUUCUAAGCCGCAUGCUGCAGCCACUGUCAUUAACACGCACUACACUGGAUAUGUAUGAAGAGCAGUCUUUCCUACGGAACCCACAGUACAGGACCUUCCUCACUCAGAUUCUUCAUUCACUUGAUGAAUUUGAUAUUGUGCUGGAAAAUUCGAUCACAAAGGAUAUUGGACAAUGAAGGGCCUUUGAAGUGUAAAUGUCUGCCUACUGCUAGUCCAUAUAAUGUGGAUCUCAUCUUAGACAGUUCCUUCUCACUAUGCAGAGAGGCCCCUUAAUUCUUCUUAUAUGAGGAAAUGACUGUGAAGUAGUUUUGAAGUCAUUGUGUACCUGAUAUGUAUAUGUUUAUGGCCUGUCAUAUUUUACAUGCAGCUGGCAGUUAUGCCUGAUGUGGACAGGUCUGAAACAUAGAAAUUACUGUGAAAAUUAAAUUUAUGUAUAUGUUGUAACUGAGUAAACAAGAAUUGAUGUUUAUAUUCUA
Molecule: messenger RNA, 4237 nt
Organism: Schistocerca americana (American grasshopper)
Lineage: Eukaryota; Metazoa; Arthropoda; Insecta; Orthoptera; Acrididae
Gene: pns
Product: DENN domain-containing protein 5B
Exons: 22
Coding region: 65-3937 (1290 amino acids)
Molecular function (GO): small GTPase binding; guanyl-nucleotide exchange factor activity
Source: RefSeq, a predicted model, not a curated record